Messenger RNA from Scleropages formosus (Asian bonytongue), 1590 nucleotides. Its product is annotated as ankyrin repeat domain-containing protein SOWAHB. Gene Ontology annotation, molecular function: protein binding. The transcript has 15 exons. The record is from RefSeq and is a predicted model, not a curated record. The coding region runs from base 217 to 1461 and encodes 414 amino acids. NCBI's taxonomy places the organism in Eukaryota, Metazoa, Chordata, Actinopteri, Osteoglossiformes, Osteoglossidae.
GUUAAAAUGUGGGAGGCGCGUGCCUGCGUUCUGGGUGGAGUGACGGGACACUUUAAAGUUUUUAAAUUAGCUAGAGGAAACUUUAAAAUGCGUAUAGAUAUGAAAAGAGAGUCGUACUGUUACUUAACACUCAAUUUAGCCGGACUGAGAAAGUAAAGAAGAGUAACACAGUCCGAACGAAAGUGAACUCGGCCGGGUACUAAUUUUACUGAAAUCAUGGGAGAUGAUGUGAGUGAGGAGUCCUUACUGGAGUACCUCUUUUCCGCGGGAGGCAAGGCUAAGAACAGUGAUAUGCUAAAAACCUACAGGCAUUUUGUGAACCAUACCGACAAGAAUCUGCGUGCCAAAUACAGAGAAGAGUUCAAGGUCAUCAUUGACAGAAUUGCUGUGACAAAGUCGGAGAAUGGGGAGAAAUACGUGGUCCUUAAGAAGAAGUACAAGCAGUUAAUGCAGGAGCGAGAGGCCGAUCAGAGGACAGACAAGUCCUAUAGCCCCUCUAGGCACACAGGCAGUGCCCUGGCACAGGAGUUGCAGACUCCAGUCCCCGCAUUGGUGAUAGGAGGUGUGCCUAAGGGCCAGUAUGAGGUCUCCUGGUGCAGAGGCCCUUCCAUCAUCAUCACAGAGGCUCCUGAAUUGCAUCCUGUCAAAGAGGAAGGUCUGUGGGUUCUCCGCAAACGACCAUACCUGGUUAUCAGUGAAGCCUGGAGUCUGGAGUUACAUCGUAGAGAGAAGAAGGAUCGACUGAUAGAGAAGGCUUCCACAUUUUCUAGACCUACCCGAUCUACAACCCCGCAGGCAGAAGAAUCCCAACCCCUCGUCCAUGGGGAUGACGAAGUGGACAAGGACACAUGGUCAAAGUCAGAGCAGGAGCUGGAGGAAGAGGGCAGCGGCAGUGUGGGGUCCCUCACAGUCACUCUGGAACCUCUGGAGAAGGAAUGGAUGCAUUCAGCAGCCUGUGGCCAAUUGGACCACCUCUCCCACCUCCUCCAGCAAGACCCCUCACUGGCCUCCAAGAAGGACUUCACCUCAGGGUUUACUGCGUUGCACUGGGCCGCGAAACACGGCAGGGAUGACAUGGUCGCCCUGAUGGUCAAAUCUGGGGUGGACGUCAACAUGAAGGCCCAUGGAGGAUACACACCUCUGCAUAUAGCGGCGCUGCAUGGACAUCAUCGGAUCAUAGACCUGCUGGUUGGGACUUACGGUGCCAAGAAGAAUGUACGAGACUACAGUGGACACCUGGCUCACCAGUACCUGAACACCAGGGACCCUGCUGGAGAGGACGGUGAAGCUGACCUCCAGGUGGCCCAUUCAAGUGAGCGCAAGGCCCGGCGCUUGGUCACGCUCUUCCAGCACAAAAAGAAAUGGGGCUCGGCCGAGGACCUGGCCACAAUCAGCGAGGAGCGACCAACGGGCAACCAGCUCUCCCUCCCACCUUUCCGACCCAGAAAGUUCUCCCGCUAACUCUAGGAGGGUGGAGUGCAUGUGGAUGAAGGAUGUAGAGAUCUGCAGGGUACAGACAUGGUGGAUGUAUCCCUCUGGGUUUAGGCCCUGUGGGUAAAUUACUGGUGAUUCGUGGUUUCCUAGUAACAG